AGGUUGGUCAUGGUGGGUCUUUCUCUGUGAUCCCCAGGAAAACGUUUCCCGUGUGGCCGUGGCUGUCCUUCCACUCGGCCUCCUUCAGUUUUCAUUCCCAUUCCGUGUUCUGGUCUUUGCUUGUUCUAAAAGUUUAAUGGUUGUUUAUCUUAGAUACCGGCAGCUUUUUUCUCUCUCUCUCUCCAUCGAAAGAGGAUUCUUGCUCUCUGCUUGGCUGUCUUUUCUCUUCCAGAACCUUUGCCCUUCCACUGUCAAAGAAUCUUACUAGAUCAAUGCUAUUUUUCCAAAAGUAAAGGAAAUGAGAACUGCUGCUUUAUCAUUUUAUAUAGGUAUUUUAUUAGGUAGCACGAUACAUAUAUAUAUAUGUAGUAUGUCAACUACUUCCAUGUUUUUAGUGAAGAUAAUAUUCAGAUUUUGUAAACAAAGAAGAAAUCAAGGAAAGGCUGGGAUUGGAGAUUGCGUAUCUUUUUGCCCAACGGAUUAAAAGUCGGAUUCAGUGGACAAAUCCAUUGGAACAAAUCUACUUCUCCCACUUCUGAAAGGGUGGAGGGGGAACAAUUGCCAGAACUCCAGUAAGGAGGGGGGAGGGGCUGCUCUAGAAUUGCAGCGCUGGGCUGGGGACUUCCGGGCCCUUCCAUGCCCAGCCCAGGCCUUGAGGAGCUGAGAGGGCAGAGGCCUGGCCAGCUUAGUCUUUCCAUCCAGGCUGCAGGCAUACAUGACUGGCAGGUGUGACCCCCCACCUUCCUCUAAUUCUACAGGAUGGUUCUUCCCUGCUUCCUGUCUCCCUGUCUCCUUGGCCAUUGCCCUGUGCUUUGGAGGUUCUUCUGAGGGUUACCAUGGCAUCCGUGGGCCUUUGCACUGCACUGCAGAGCCUCUCCCUUUGCUUGAUCAUCUGCUUUUUCUUACUGUCCUGCCUUGGGGGGGGGCAUGGAGUGGUAGUUGGGGCUGUUGCUGCCUGGGAGAGGGUCUCUGAAGAGACGCUCUCCCUCUCCCCAGCCGCCACCGUCACUCCCAUUGUGGCUUCAGCUGGGUGCCUCCACCUUCCUUCCUCUCACUUGGCCUGAAGCCCCAGAAUUCCCUCUGCACAGUGAGUGAGUCCGAGCGCAGCAGCGGCACUUCCCUCUAAGCUUCUCCGGACGCUCUCUGUGCUCGGGAAGAUCUUGUGCCUCCCUCCCAAAGGGCCCUCUAAAGAAAGAGCUGGAAGGAUUCGAGGUGACUGAGCUGGAAAGGGGGGGGGGGGCAGCCUUUCUCCUCCUCAUUCCUGGUCCUGGCUCUCAAGCGCUUGAGGCUGUUUGAGGCCUGCUCUUCCCAGGCCUGGCUUAGCCCCCCACGGGGGAGGGCAGGAGCCAGCUCACCAACGGGCAAGCAAGGAGCAGGACGCUCGCACAACUUCCCAAUGGGAUGGAGCUCCUAGGUCUCUGGUUCCCGAGUGUCAAGGGGGAGCUCCUCUGCAGGUUGCAGGUGGCUGGGCCGGGGUGGCCUGCCCUCUUCCUGCUUCUGAAUCUGCUGGAGAGGUGGGCUCAUCUUCAGGGACUGAGGAAUUGCUCCUCCCUCCAUCCUCAACGGGCGCCGGAGGAACCUUGCAAGGAGACUGGGAAACCUGCAAUUUGCCUCGUUAAUUCUUCUGAUAAGGAAUUCGGAAACGCCAGUCUACUCAGGCAGCAGCUGAAUAAUAUGCGCUUUCAUAAUCUGUAUUUUACAGGAGUGUGUUGCCAGGGCAACAGAAGCACUAGGACCGCCCCUUGCUGAUCUCAAAAGCAGAAUGAAUAAGGAGGCUCUCCAGGCUGGAAAACUGGCGGCCAGCCGGAAAGAUUGCAAGAGGAACCUGGAGAUGCAGAUGGAAAGGGCUCAUCUGAUGGGACAGGAGCAAGUCAAACUGCAUGGGGAUUCGGUGGAAGGGCAGAGCGUGUGGUCAGGGUUCCAAGACACCUGGCUGCAGAGUCCAAGCAAGGCUGCCCUCCCAGAGCAGUGGUGGGGCGUCCGGGUAGCCGUGCAGCAGCUGCAGCACGAGAAGGGUGACCUGAGCUGGACGCACGGACAGCCUCAGGCCCUGGAGAUGCUGUUCCAGGAGUGCCAGGCUCUCCAGGCCCAGCUCCGACAGUCUAAGGCAUUGACCCAGGAGCCAGAAAGGGAGGGCGCUCUUCAAGCUGAGCGGCACCGGCACCCGUGGGAGCAGUUGAGGCAAGCAGCGGCUUCUGUCCAUAUGCUGGAAAACAGCCGGGAUCUCUAUAAGAAGAAGUACCGAGCUGCUCUGGGCCGAGUUGGUGAGCUAGAGAGCCAGGUGCUUCGUCUGCAAGAAGAGGUGGUCAAUCUUUGGAGCAGCGGCCAAGCAGAGGUCAGCCUUGGGCAGCUGAGUGCUCGGGAGAUGGGCUGGGCUAUGCAGCUCACAGGCCAGCAAGAGCAGACCAUCCGGGAGCUGCAGGGACAAUUGGCAGCCAGCCACAGGAAGUUGCUGCAGCAAAAGGAAGCCCUGGCCGCCCUGCGCCGAGAGUUUGCAUCCUACAAGUCGACUCACAGCUGCUCCAACACAAAGCACAGGAAACAGAGGCUCAGCCAGGCGAUGCUCCGUCAGAAGCUCCAGCAGGCGGAAGAGGAGGGUUUGCAGCAGCAGGCGGAGGCCUACCAGGCCCUUGUGCAGGAACUGAAGCUGCAGCUGGCAAGGGAGGCCGAGCAGAACAGCAGCACCUUGAAAGAUCUGGCUCGCCUGGAACUGGCUGUGCAGAGCCUGUGCCAGGAGCCAGCGCCAGAGCAGAGUCGGCAGCUGCAGCACCACACCUGCCCAGCGCAGGGCCUGCAGGAACAAAGCCACCCUGUGCUGGGUGCACAGAAGGAAUGGGAACCAGACAAGCUCCUUCAAAGGGCUAAUUGCAGCCUCUUCUGGGACCAGGCCCAUCCCUUGAAUGCUGCCUCACGGGAGGCCUCUUGGCCUGGUGGGGCUCCAGUGCUGCAGCCGAGGAGGCCCGAGAGCCCGGAACAGCCCAGGAGGGCGGCACUGGAGAUGGCCCAGGACCAGGCGGUGGAGAGGGACCUGGAGCUUCAGCGCCUUGGGGAUGUUGGCUGCCCGCCGGAGUUUCUCCUUGGAAGAGGCUGCCUAGCUGGAGCAGAGCUGGAGCACGAAAGGUCUCUUCCCUGGGCUGAAGUAGGCCAGGCUGGGAGGGGACGUGCCUUUGGGCUGGGGGGGGUGACUCACUGCUUUCUUCUUAGCUUCUUGGGAGGAGCCUCUGGCAGAGAACGGCUGAAGGCGCUGAGGGAGAAGCUGAGCAGGUCCAAGCAGCCGCCUUUGCAGGCAGCAUCCAUGCAGGAGUUGGAGAUGCUGCGGCAGCAGUUACAGGAGACCGAGAGGCGAGGGCGGGCCCUGCAGGCCUCCGUGGCGGAGCAGACGGCAGAGCGCCGUUCUCUGCAAGAGCAGCUGACCAAGCAGACGGCUGUGCUGGGGCUGCUGCAGGGACACUUCAGGCAGGCCCGGCUGCAGCUGAAGCACCAGGCAACCGCUAUAGAAUCCUUACGAGUCUCCCUGGAGGCAUCCCACGCCGGCCAUCGCUGGCUGCACCAGGAGAGCGAACUGGUGGUGGCCGAUCUUUGCCAGUGGGUGAAGGAGCAAAAGCAGAUGAAUGAGGAGCUGGGCCGCAAGCUCCGAACGCAGAUCAAGCAAAUUGCCCAGCUGACUGGCGAGAGAGACCUUCUGCAUCAACUAUUAGAGAGGCUGCAAGAGGACAACCGGCGGCUGAAGAACGAAGUCAACGAGAAGCGCGUUGUAUGUGAGCGCAUCAAGGCUCUCCACAACAAUGAUCUGGAGCCACGGGCUGCACUGCAACAACUCUGGCACAUACUCCUGUUGUGAACAAGUGGGCUGCUUCUAUUCCCCACUUUUCCAGGGGCCCCAGCCAGAGAAGGCGGCUCAGGAGCAGAGGCAAACCGUGUGCAGAAGAGCUGGGGUCCCUUCCUGCAGCCCAGGCUUUGCUGUCGAGGGAACUCGCC
Thamnophis elegans (Western terrestrial garter snake) is the source of this 3978-nucleotide messenger RNA. It is a transcript of the gene PMFBP1, whose product is annotated as polyamine modulated factor 1 binding protein 1. Bases 1763 to 3841 code for a protein of 692 amino acids. The transcript has 14 exons. Lineage: Eukaryota; Metazoa; Chordata; Lepidosauria; Squamata; Natricidae. The record is from RefSeq and is a predicted model, not a curated record. Gene Ontology annotation, biological process: spermatogenesis.